Messenger RNA from Macadamia integrifolia, 845 nucleotides. RefSeq names its product histidine-containing phosphotransfer protein 4-like. Gene Ontology annotation, molecular function: protein histidine kinase binding; histidine phosphotransfer kinase activity. The record is from RefSeq and is a predicted model, not a curated record. Bases 194 to 652 code for a protein of 152 amino acids. Gene Ontology annotation, biological process: phosphorylation; phosphorelay signal transduction system; cytokinin-activated signaling pathway. Gene Ontology annotation, cellular component: cytoplasm; nucleus. The transcript is spliced from 6 exons. Lineage: Eukaryota; Viridiplantae; Streptophyta; Magnoliopsida; Proteales; Proteaceae.
UAUAUACCCCUCUUUGGAUUCUGGGUUUGGUAUGGUGUGUUUCAAUUUCCGCUUCACUUGCUUCUCAAGGUUUCUAAGUCCAUACCUCUUGCAUUGUGUAAGCCUCCUUCUUCACAGAAAAUUUACAAUCCUCCUCCUCCUCUUCCUCCUCUUCCUCAGAUAGUUCUUCUGCUCAAUCUCAACAUUUACUUCAAUGGAAAGGUAUCAGCUCAGACGCCAGGUUGCCGUUGUGAAGCAGUCUCUCUUUGAUCAGGGAUAUCUUGAUGAACAAUUUGUUCAAUUGGAGGAAUUACAGGAUACCGAUAACCCUAAUUUUGUGGAGGAAGUUGUCACAUUGUUUUUUAGGGAUUCGGCCCGAAUGAUUGUUAACAUAGAGCAGGCAAUGGAACGUAGUCCCCUUGAUUUCAAUAGGCUGGAUAACUACAUGCACCAGUUCAAGGGUAGUAGCUCAAGCAUUGGAGCUAAAAAGGUUAAGGAGGAAAGCACACAGUUCAGGGAAUACUGCAGGACAGGAAAUGCAGAUGGAUGCAUGAGGUCAUUCCAACAAGUGAAGAAAGAACAUGCAACUUUGAAAAAGAAGCUUGAAUCUUACUUUCAGCUUGCAAGACAAGCUGGACCUGCAGAGACAGCAGGUCUCCCAGUUAGGAACUGAUGAGCAAGGAUGAUCAAUAUUUGAAGCUUAUCAUGUCAAUGUGGACUGAAACUUGUACCAGACCAACCAAUAUGAAAGGGGCUUCAUAGAUUUCCAGAGUUUAAGAUGACCCAUAGUAUGAUGAGUUGGAAGUGUUACUUAAUGUUUGACUUCAUAUUUCCUUUGAUCUUAAUAAUAAUGCUUCAUAUCUAAA